AUGGAUCAGGUCAAGAUGGAGACCUGCACCCGCUGCAAGGAACGGUGGUUUGUGAUGGAUCUAAAGGCUGAGGUCUGCCACGCCUGCUUCUUGCGAGAUAAGGGCAGCAAAACACCCUUCCUCAUGUCCGCGGAGAACGAAAUGGACCCAGGAGAGCUCCCGGCCCACCUGCCAGAGCUUACACAAGUAGAAGAGAUGAUCAUCGCCCGGUCCCAUGUGCAGAUGAUGGUCCACCGCUACCGUGGCCACCAGUACCACUACUCGGGACACUGUGUAAGUUUUAUGCAGAACACGGUCAAGACGGUUGACGUGCUACCUAAUCUGCCGUCUGAACUAGAUAUCGUGAUUUUACGACCUUCGGAUCGGGUUGUCGACAGUGAUCCGCGAUACCGACGCCAGUUCCGGUCCGAUUUUCGGGUCCGUAAGGGGCGUGUGAUUCCGAUUUUCGGGUCCGUAAGGGGCGUGUGA
This is a messenger RNA of Metarhizium robertsii ARSEF 23, 468 nucleotides long. RefSeq lists its product as uncharacterized. The transcript has a single exon. NCBI's taxonomy places the organism in Eukaryota, Fungi, Ascomycota, Sordariomycetes, Hypocreales, Clavicipitaceae. The record is from RefSeq and is a predicted model, not a curated record. The coding region runs from base 1 to 468 and encodes 155 amino acids.